This is a messenger RNA of Lymnaea stagnalis (great pond snail), 3114 nucleotides long. Lineage: Eukaryota; Metazoa; Mollusca; Gastropoda; Lymnaeidae. The record is from the annotation of a GenBank genome assembly.
GAUACAUUCUGGAAGAUGCCAAGAUAAAUGUAUCACAGGGACUGUUUAAAUUCUAGAUGAUGGCCAUAUGAAACUUUCAUAAGGGCUGGUGAACUCUAAAUGAUUGCCUUAUAGAUCUAUCACAUUUCCUGGCAAUGAUGAGGCCCAGGUGGUGUGUGGACUUAGUGUAAUUAAGAAAACAAAAGAAAAGGAACCGAUGUCGAACUUUGACGCAUCAACAUUUGCGCACCAGCGAGUUAAUGGUGUCAUGGAACUUUUCCAAAUUUUAGCCGGGUCAGUGGGUGAUCAGUACUCAGGGAAUGCUGACGCGGCACUACUAGCCGCGUGUCGGGCUGGGAACACCUUGAUCGUCGAGGGGCUGCUCCAGCUUGGUUCAAACGUGGACGCGAGAGACGAAGGUGGGAGCACCCCACUGAUGAUCUGCACGGAGCUCGCCCUGACGGACGUGGCUCGUGUCCUAAUCGCGCACGGCGCCGACAUCAACGCCGUCAACUCCAAUGGAGAAACCGCUCUCAUCUUGUCCGUUUACAGUGAUGCAACCGACGUGACGAAACUGUUGCUGGAACAUCCAGACAUUGAGAUGGAGCAGCAAAACAACGAUGGGUACACAGCACUCAUGUGCGCCAUAGAGUGUCUCAACUGGGGCGCGAUAUUUGUUCUUUUUGACGCAGGUGCUUGUUUCGGUGGAGAUAUGUUCACGCCGACGAAUUCCCCACCGACUCCAGGUCCUUUUGUCAACACGGGGGCCUUAGCUGAACAGAUUGCGAAAGCCAAUGGUUCGCUAGAAGUUCUGCAAAUGCUAAAAAGUUGUACGCUGAAUGGCAUCCAACCCUUGGAACGAGCUGUGUUAAACAGAGAUCUCAAAUCAACACAGCUGCUCAUUCAACACUACGUUCCCUCUCCGACCACUCCAUCAAUCUGUGCAAUGAUUUUAAAACUACUUAAUUGCAUACAGGAGAGCGUGUCGGCGCUAAGUAACAUUGAUGUGGAGAUCAUCAACAUUCUUUUAGAUAAACUUGACAACGCUGACGGAGAUCGACUAGAAAAGCAAAAAGUUCUUGAACUUGCCACAGGUAUGGGUAACUACGACCUGGUUCAAUUAUUAUGUCAACGAGGUUUCUUUGGAUCCGACAGGGCCCUGGGGUUAGCAGCGGCCAAGGGAAGAUGUGACAUUCUUCAGUUGCUGCUGGAAGUCCCAGCGGACACCAACCUUCUGGACAGCAGCAGUGAGCUUGCGUAUACUGGCUCUGCUCUCCAGCUUGCCAUUGUAAACGAAAAAUUUGACUGUGCAAAAAUUUUGAUUUCACGUGGUGCUAAAAUUAACAUACUUGAAGGACUCACAGAUGCCUUACAUCGUGGUUCUGAAGAAGUUCUUCAGUUUUUGAUUGACCAGUAUCCAUGUCUGAUGAAAGAGAAUUUCAACAGCUCUAAUGGCUUCCAUGUUGCUGUGAAAAGGAGCGACCGCAGAAUAAUCAACUUAAUGCUAGAUCAUGGCGCCGACGUCAAUCUGAUCAUUCAAGGAAAAACUGCGCUCAUGAAUGCAGUAGACCCGAUCGUUGUAGAUUUGUUGCUUGAGAGGGGAGCCGAUGUCAACCAGCAGGUUAACUCCUCGGUUUGCGGGUCAGCUUUACAUUACUCACUGUCCAGUGAAUACAGGACACAGCUGGACGAUUCAACCAUCGAAGACGUCAUCAGAAAACUGGUGGAGAACGGAGCGAAUUGUAACCUUAAAAAUAUUCUUGGACAGUCUCCGCUAAAUCUGGCUGCUCAAAGGCCAAGGUCAUCUCGGAUCAUCAGAUUACUCGUUCAUUCUGGUGCUGAUCUAAACGAGCGCGAUUUUUUAGGCCAAACAAUGCUGCACAUUGCAGUUGAAAACGUCGAGAUUGAAAAUGUGCAGGCGCUCUUAGAUGCCGGGGCAGACGUUAACAUGACCGACGAUUUGGGUCGGUGCGCUCUCUUCGGAACCGCAAACAUGGCGGCCAUUUGUUGCUUGCUGGGCAGGGGAGCUAAUGUCAACUCACGAGAUGGAGAGGGUAAUACCAUCUUGAUGCACGUUUUAAAUCACGAGGGUUGGUAUUUCUGUGAUAUCGGGGUGCUCAUCGAUGCUGGUUGUGAUGUGAAUUCUAGAAAUCAGAAAUCAAGGACAGCCCUUAUGAUCGCGGCUGAUUCAUGCAACGUAGAAGCACUCAAACUUCUGCUGGAGGCUGGGGCUGACGUCAAUGCCGUCACGGAAGGACCUAAGAAGAAAACGCCGCUCAAAAUGUGUUUGAGGAAUCUGUGGGAAGACAACGAGGAAGCCGCCACUACUUGCUGUGAAAUUCUCCUUGAGCACAAGGCCAGCGUUGAGGAAUUUGACCCGUCUGUCGUGCAUCAGCUUGUCGCCAAAGGUCUUAAUAGGCUUGUUGAACAAUUCAUCCACGCUGGACUGGGGCCCUCCGACGUGAGAAUUGAACGUAAGAUACAAGGCUGGUUUAAAGGGACAGCAAAACUGUCACCGCUGUGUGUAGCGCUGCUAACAUAUAACACGGCCCUGGCUCGGUAUUUCUUCCGCAUAAAUUUUUUAACCAAGUCAGACCUCACCAUCAUCUCCAAAAAACAGAAUGUGCUCAAAUAUCUACAAUCCCAUUUUAAUUUGGAUUGCAUGAAAUUUCUCGAGGAUGUCUGCCAGAAGCCGUUAUCUCUCCAGACUCUUUGCGUCAUUGGUGUCUCUUCAGCCAUUGGUUUGGGGCGUGGGAGAGAAGAGAGAGUCAGCAGGACGGGACUGCCGACUCCUAUUCAAGAUGCUUUAUUGUUCAGGCGCGAGUCUGUGAUUGGCGAGUCGACUGGCAGCCCCGGUAACAGUGGAAGCUACAUGUUCACGCAGUACAUGAACGCGCAGUAUGUGCGCAUGUCCUUGCUCUGUUCCCUGCAAAAAGCUGAGCGGAUUCGAGGGAUCCUGUCACCAAGUGACAGCUCUGAAGAUGAGAACAGUGAUUAACAUUGCUCGAUAGAUCUACACUGACAGAGAUAGGCAUGUCAAAAAUGUUUUUUUUAAAAAACACCCGUCCGGGUACCCGUUGGUCCACCUAGCCGGGGUAACCGGGUCCCCGUUGGUCCACCUAGCCGGGGUAACCG